GCUUCAAUGACUGGACCAACGCAGGCGUGUCAAUACCAUUCACAAAAGCCCGGCAGCAGCGCUACUCGCCAAUCAGAGAAGCAGCUUUGCGAAAGCUUCAAAAGCUUGGUCCAACAUGAUCUGGUAACAACAAUUUCAUGACGGUCUCAACAUGGCAGAGAAAGAAGAAGGCACGCCCCGCCGGGGUCGCUCUCCCACUGGAGAUGGGGAAGGAGGAGGGGGAGGGGGGGACAAAUCAAGCAACCACGUUCAUUUCGAUGCCGCGAGCACAGCUACGGCAUCGACCACCGAGAAUGCGUCCGGGUCGACCUCUGUCAUGACUUCACCCUUGAGCAUGGACUUUAGAAAGCCCAAAGCAGACGAUCAAGAACUCCCCAAGUUCCCUCCUCUACACAACAACAAUCCUGAUCCGAAAGGCGACGGAGUAGACGACGAGGAGUCUAUCGCACAACCCUUUCAGAGGACAAGAAGUCCCGGAUCCGAUAUGAAGAGGAAUAAGGGGGCAGUUUAUGAAAAGGUUGGUGACCAAGGGGUAUGCAAGAUGCACAAGUUCUCUCUCUACGAAACGGCCACUCGAUAUUAUAUUGUUGGAGCCGAUGUCAUGGACAGGCGCUUUCGAAUUCUCAAGAUUGAUAGAACGGCAGAUGCUGGGACCCUGAGCAUUGCAGAAGACGAGAUUGUGUAUACCAGGCAAGAAAUGAUCCAGCUGCUAAAUGCCGUCGAUGAUGGGAAUAAGAGCACUGGGGGCAUGAAGUUGAGAUGUAGUACGUGGGGCUUAUUGGGAUUCAUACGCUUUACGGGCGCAUAUUACAUGCUUCUAAUCACCAAGAGGAGCCAAGUGGCGAUGAUCGGUGGCCAUUUUAUAUAUUCCAUUGAUGACACCGAGUUAGUUCCAUUGACUACAGGCUCAAGUUCGAGGUUCAAACCAGACUUGAAAAACAACGAGGAAGCACGAUUUCUGGGAAUCCUUAAUAAUCUCGAUCUGAACCGUUCCUUUUAUUUCAGUUAUUCUUACGACAUCACAAGAACUUUGCAACAUAACAUUAUGACCGAGAGGGCAGCUGUAGCCAAGGGCGAACCGUAUCCACAUCCACAAGAUUAUAAUUCCAUGUUUGUAUGGAAUAGCUAUAUGCUUCAACCUGCUGCCAAAGAACUGAAAAACACCCAUGAUUGGUGUUUGCCGAUUAUUCAUGGUUAUAUUGAUCAAUCUGGUAGGGCCAACAUAAUGAUUUCAAGGCCAUUGACUAAUUGUGACUAGCAAUUGCCGUCUAUGGACGAACCGUUUACAUUGCGGUUAUCGCCCGCCGUUCACGCUAUUUUGCAGGAGCUCGUUUCUUGAAGCGUGGUGCCAAUGAUUUGGUAUGUUGAUGUCGCCUGUGAUCAACAUCGUUUGGCUAAUUUGUUAGGGGUUCGUCGCCAAUGACGUUGAAACUGAGCAAAUAGUAUCAGAGGUUUUGACAACCUCAUUUCAUGCUCCAGGCGCCAAAUUGUUUACCAAUCCCAAUUACACCUCCUACGUGCAACAUAGAGGAAGUAUCCCUCUAUACUGGACCCAAGACAAUACCGGGGUGACGCCUAAACCGCCAAUAGAGCUGAACCUCGUAGAUCCUUUUUACAGUGCUGCGGCAUUACAUUUUGAUGACUUAUUCAAAAGAUACGGUGCCCCAAUAUAUGUGCUCAAUCUUGUCAAGUCUCGUGAAAGAACGCCCAGAGAGUCAAAAUUACUGAAGGAGUUCACGACUGCAAUAGAUUAUCUCAAUCAAUUCCUGCCAAAAGACAAGAAAAUCAUUCAUAAAGCCUGGGACAUGAGCCGGGCAUCGAAGACAAGGGACGCCGAUGUCAUUGGAACACUCGAAAGUAUUGCCGAGGAUGUCGUUACUACUACUGGCUUCUUUCAUAACGGUGAUGGCAUCACGACCAUGCCACAAGUGCAAAAUGGAAUUGCCAGAACAAAUUGCAUUGACUGCUUGGACCGUACGAAUGCUGCUCAAUUCAUCAUUGGCAAGAAAGCUUUGGGUUACCAGCUGCAUGCACUGGGCAUCAUUAAAGAUCCGGUGGUUGAUUUUGAUACCGAUGCCGUCAAUCUUUUCACUCACAUGUACCAUGACCACGGCGACACAAUCGCUAUACAAUAUGGAGGAUCGCAGCUAGUCAACACCAUGGAAACGUAUCGAAAAAUCAACCAAUGGACAAGUCACUCCCGUGACUUCGUAGAAAGUUUCAAGCGCUAUUAUCACAAUUCCUUUCUCGACGGCCAACGACAAGAAGCGUAUAACCUCUUCCUCGGAAAUUACAUCUUCACUCAAGGCCAGCCGAUGCUGUGGGAUCUUGCAACGGAUUACUAUCUUCACCACGCCAACCCACGAGGGUGGUCGGCUCGCAAGCGAAGGAGUUACAUCAACUGGUACACACCUGAAUACCUGGAGAAACGGGUCCUCCCAAAGUAUGUCGGGCCCUCUGGUCUCCAAACCAACAAGCCGAUAGGCUACUUUGACGACUACUGGCUCGAAUACUACAAGCCCCUCGCCCUAUCCUCGACCCAAAAGAUAUUUUCCUACAUGGGUCGACAAAAGUUCAACUCCACACUCCGCUACAUACCCCCCAAACCCACACAAGAAGGUCGCUACGAUCUCUCCCCCUUCAAAGUACGCACGGAACAAGACCAAGAUGUGCCGGAAAAGAAAAAGCCCCGUCCGAAAGGCGUGACAAUUCUGGAACCUAGCGAGCAGCAACCAGCAGAAGAAAAUGAUGCGGAUGAUACCGCUUCAAUACUUUCUACUGCUACGUCUACGAAGCGAAUUAGUAUCCAACGCUGGCUUCAGCCCAUUCAUGAGAAGAAUGAGCAUCACGGGAUUAUGAAGGAUACCACGGCCAGGACGCCGGAGCAAACCGAGGUGAAAUUAAAAUUGACACCGUUGGAUAAGAGCAAAGCAGCACAAUGGACCUUCACACAAGUCGUCCACGAAUCCCUAAAUCCAAGCGUGACUCUCGAAGAUACGGAAGACUACGCGCGGUACAUCGAGCACCCACAAAGACUACCUUUAGUGGUGAGUACGGAGGUGCCGCGGGAGUUUGAUGGCGAGUACGAGAAUUAUGUGCAGGGUAGUUGGAUGGACAUUGGGAUCAUUGGCGCCGGAGGGGAUUAUGAGAGUGAGGAGGAGGCGGAGAAGGAGAGAGCGGGCAAGAUGGGGAUCAAGGAGGGGGAUUUGGAGGAGUAUCGGAGUUUUUUGAGGGUUGGGGUGGAUCCUUUGACGGUGAAGGAGGAUGAUUUGGGGAAGAAGAGGUAUAAGGCUUAUCGGAAGUGGUUGAUGGGGAAGAGUCUUUUUAAGCAGCAGCCGGUUGAUUGAUUUACCUUUUUUUGGUUGGAGGUGGAGUAGAUGGGUGAUGGGUGCUUUAUUUUGGGUAGGAUUAGCAUAUUUGGUAGCGUGGAGUUGGGGUUGCUUUUUGUGAUGAUGAGUGGAAUUAAUGGGGGAAGAUGGUGGGUGUAGGAAGUAUAUAUAGAUUGAUACCACAAUUCGGAAU
Molecule: messenger RNA, 3522 nt
Organism: Hymenoscyphus albidus
Lineage: Eukaryota; Fungi; Ascomycota; Leotiomycetes; Helotiales; Helotiaceae
Source: the annotation of a GenBank genome assembly